CGCUCCUGCGUCAACGAGGAGUACGCCUGUCCGUGCAUCACACUACCUUUGCACCCCCGAUGCGUCAAAGGAAGCGCGGGUCGCCACCCGCAGCUGUAGCAGCUUGCACCGCCACCACGCCAUCAGCGACCGUCGAGCAGCUCGCGGUGACACCAACACUGGCCAGCUCGCCGCUCGCCGAGUCGUAGUUGCAGAGUAGCUGCCACGAACGGUCCAACAGUUGCAACAACGGUCACACCUGGGCCAAGAGCACCGGGAAAAACAAGAGGGCCCAGCCGCUCCGUAGGACCGCCAGAGGAUGCGCUCCGGCCGUCGUGGCCGUAUUAGGCCCACCGCCGGGCUGGGCCCUGCACUACUACGGCACGUGUCAUUGGGAUGUCCCGCGGGGCCGAGGUUGUAGCGGUCCCGGGCCGUGGUGCGGUAGCUCGGUUAUGGACACGAGGGCACCGCCGAUCGUCCCGAGAACCCAAGAACGGUGCUGUCAACAUCAGCACCAUCAGCAGCAACAGGCAAAACUCAAACACCAACAGAAUCAGUUGGAAGAGGAGGUGUCGCUGCCGCCACUCGCCGCGACAGCCAAGCGACAGAGGGCCAAGUAUCCUGCAGCACCCGGUUGGCGCAACAACAACGGCAUAACCCAGCCACUCGGUACUCUGGGCAAGCAGGAACCGCAAAAACGCCGACCGUACAAGGUACUCGGGAUAGGUGCUACGCCACUGAUGCACGCCUGCCAGCAGGCGGACCGGGGGCGCGUGUUGAAGUUGUUGCGCGAGCAGGAGGAGACGAUCGGGUACAGGGACCGGGCGCUGCGUAGCGUCCUCCAUUACUGCAUGGACGCGGCGACGGGCGGGGCGGUGGCCCAAGCCGCGCCGGAACUCGUCAAUUCGCCAGACGCCGAGGGCCACACGCCCCUCCAUCUGGCCGUCAUUGCCGGUGAUCAUCAGCUCGUCGCUGUACUAUUGGCCAAUGGAGCCGACGUCAAUGCCAAGGACCACGAGGGACACAGCGUCCUGCACUGGGCUACCGUGUGCGGUGAGGUAGAGUGCGCGCGUCUGGUGCUGGCAGCCGGGGCGCGAGCCUCGAGCCCGGAUCUCCGGGGCGGUUCUCCCCUGCACUACGCGGCUCAAUGCUGCGGCUCUGCGGCCACGGCCGAGCUCGCGGUCCCGAGGAAAGUCGGGCUCAAGGUGUUGCAGACGCUCCUGGAGUUCGGCGCGGACGUCAACGCCAGGGACGAGGAUGGCCGGCAGCCGGUACUGUGGGCCGCCAGCGCCGGAAGCGUCGAGGCUGUGCUGGCCCUCGUCAGGGCAGGGGGCUCUUUGGUGGCCGGUGCCUCGGACAAGGACGGCCUGACGGGCCUGCACUGCGCGGCGUCGCGGGGCCACGCGCGCUGCAUCGAGGCCCUCGUGACGCUGUGCGACGCCGAGCCGGACCAGGUAGACGACAACGGCUGCUCGGCCCUCCACUACGCGGCGACCCUCGGCCACGCCGACGCCACCUCGCUGCUGCUGAAACUCGGGGCCGAUCCCAACCGGCAGGACCGCAAGGGUCGGACGCCGGCCCUGUGCGCGGCGGCCAAGGGCCAACUGGAGACGCUGAAGAUCCUCGCCCAGCACGGGGGCUCGUUGCACGCGCGCACCAUCCGGGGCACCGGGGUGGCCCACGAGGCCGUUGCCUCGGGCAGACUCGAGCUCAUCAAGUGGCUGGCGAAGCGUCGGCCCGGCCUCCUGGACGUGGCCACGCCCGAUGGGAAAACGCCCCUUCACGUGGCCGCCCUUCACGGACACCUCGACGCGUGCAAGCUACUACUGGACACCGGGGCGAGGAUCAACGCGACCUUAAGAACGAGCAAGGGCGGGGCCAUGACGGCCCUCGACGCUGCCCUGUACAGGGGACACAGGGACUGCGCCAAGCUCAUCCAGCUCCACGGCGGCGUCACCGCCCAGCACGCCAACGCCACCGGGGCGACCAGAGUGUUUUCAACGAGGCUGCGCGGGGAGCGGGUGGACACGACGAGCUCGGACUCGGAGCUCAGCGACAGCAGCCCGCGGCGCCGACGCCAUCGCCAGAGGGACCACCACCACCACCACCACCGCCACCGUAACCCCGAUGAUCCCGAGCUGUAUUGUUACGAGGAGCGGUGGACCGAGCGAAGGACGCGCCGGCGGGCCAACCGGCGCAGGGUGUCGUCGCGCCGGGACAGCCGUAGCUUCAGCGAGGAGGAGCUCACGCGCCACUCCAAGGCGUCCUCGGCCACGGGUAAGAAGAGCGAGCGCCAGAGACGCGCCCUCAGCGAGACGGCGAGGCGCGAUGGUGGCCACGCGGGGAACGAGGAAGAGGCAACAGGUAGGUCGUGCCGUGGGCGACAACGGCCGCACGAGACUAAGAGGGGUCGUUGUUCCAACAAGGCAGCGGAAGGAAAGGAGUCGAGGGAGGAGGAGGGGAGUAGCGGUUCGUCAGUGAGCGACGAUAGCCUCGAGGUGGUGGUGGUGGAGCGCUCCCUCGAGAGAACGUCCGAGAAGAUAGUGACGGGGGCCAGCAGGAAGCCCAAGGGCCCCACGGCCAAGAAGGACGCCACGCCAGCGGGAAAAACGGAGGAGGGUGGGGGAGGAGCCGUGACGAGCCGAUCGGGGAGAAAGUCGUCGGGGCAGGUGUUUGACGGGGACAGCACGAGCCAGGAGACGGUGGAGCAGUUGACGGUGACGGCGGACGUGCACAAGAACGAGGCGCCCGACAGCUCGAGGAGCAAGGGCUCGGCUGGCGACAGGGAGGCCGAGCCCGGGACCGACGAGCAGCUACACAUGAGGAGCAAGAUGGACGGCAUACUGGAGAAGGCGGACGAGCUGCAGAGCUUCCUGCUCUCCAGGGCCGCGGAUCUCAAGAAGGACGUCGAGGAGAUGCGCCAGCAGUUGUCCCAAAAGUCGGAGGAGCCGAGCGCCACGGAGUCCGGGGAGUCGAGCGCGAGGAGCGACGAACCGGCGGUGGCAGAGAAAACACCCGACGAGCAGGUGGUGAUUGACGGUCCGAAGAAGAACGAGUCGAAAACUGAGGACCCUGGGAGCCCGGAAAAGACGCCGGAGCGUGCCAGAGUCGAGGGGGACGAGGAUCGAGACUCGGGCAACAAGAGUCCUGUCGAGGAGACGAGAAAGGAAACCGAGUCAACGGAGAAAAAGCAGGACGUUGAGGCUGGGGAGAGGGACGAGUCGGUGACGCCUCAAAAGGACGAUAGUGGAGGAUCUAAGGCACAUAAGGACGUGCCAGAAGAUCCAGGCGAAGGAGGACAUCAGGGGCAACAAAAAUAAAAAAUAAAAAAUAAAAAAAACACGCACGCAAAUAUUGUACGAGCAAAGACGGAAGGGAUAGCUCUGCAGCGACUGUCCUCCCUUGUAGGUACGGAUGGUCCUCGCUUCGAGGACGACAGCUCGUCGAGCUCGCCGAGGGCCAACGCGUCGCGUCACCACCAUCAGCCACAGCGCGGCUCGAGACCGUCGACGGCACAACGCCGUGGUAGCGCGGGCAACAACAAGCCAUCCCUGCUCGAGAGCUCGGAGGAUCGCUCGCCCGAUCGAAGUGCCAUCGUAGCGGUGAUCGAGAGUCCCGAAUGGGACGAGGACGAGGAGCUCGACAAGGAGAUCAGAAAGGCCGUCGGGGGUAUCGGGGAGCACGACGAGGAGGAGGAGGAGGAGGAUGGUAGCGACGGCCUGGCAGGGGAGGAAGACGACGUGGGGAUCGUCAGGGUGCUGCCCAGCACCAGCGAGCAGGAGACGGGCACGAGGACUUCCACCGUUGAUUCGCUUCCACAGUUGCAAACAAAGUCGCACUCGCGUUUGGUGCGGCUGACGAGUCCGGUGGACCCAGUGGGCCGAAUGCGCCGGGACAGCGGUGGCCGUGACAGUGGUAUCGAGCCGAGUCCCCGGGUAUCGCGGAUCCCAAGGCGGACCGUCAAGUGUUGCCCCAACAGCGAGCGCCAGCGGGCCCUGCACAUGGAAACGGUGACGCGCGACGUGCAGAUCAGCCUGAGGCGUUACCACCUCGAGCGCAAGAUAUUCUUCCAGCUGAUGGAGCUCAAGAGGCUGCAGAUCAGGCAGGGCCGAGCCAACGAGCAAGUCCUCGUCAAGAGAUUGGUUGAAGCAUUCAACAAAUCGGGCAUGAGCGGACCCGUCAUUGGCAUCGCGAAGUACGACAGACCUUACACUUUCAGGCAUUUUGAGAUAUUUUUGUACGAGCAGCUGCGCAAACUGCAAAGGCGGCCGUCGACCCCGGACUGGUGCACCGAGGCCAAACAUUGCACGCAAAAGACACACCGCUGUCAUCACGCAACAAGUGCCUACACCUCGGUUCCAAUCUACACGUAUCUAGGUGGAGGUGUCCAAGAAAGACCGAGUCUUUUUCCGAAGAUCGAGGGACGCGGCAAGGGACAGAUGACGGUGGAAGUGACGCACGGCAAUGAGAAGCAAGUGAUAGCACUUCCCUCCGAAAGGAUAGACCACACGAAGAGAUAUUUCGUCACGUUUACGGUGCGCGGCGAGACGACGGACACCGACAAACCGAGGACCCCAACGACCGGCUCGACGACGAUUCAGCGCCACACCAAGAGCGUCUGAACAACCUUGUAGCCUGUAUCUCGUCCGUCUCCUUCAUUUGUACCACGUACGCUCCAUUAAAAUUAUUGUUCUUCGCUUCGAACGCGUCUAUCUAACUUGUGGAUGUUCAAAAAAAAAAAAAAACUGCCAACGCCAUUGUCGCAACUCAAAAUGAGAAAGAGAAGAAAAAACUUGUUAUAUUUAUGUAAUUACACACGCUUCGAAGCACUUGCGUAUGAUAUUACAUGCGACUGUCAUUGUGCUCUAUUUUUAACAAAAUAAAACAAAAUAAACAGUCCAAGUAACGAAUAAAAGUGUAGCACAAAUUUGAACAUUGUUACUUAUAUAUAUAUAUGUAUCGCUGCUGCCGAGCGUGGAGAAAUUAUAAUUUUUGCAGGGGGAAAAAAAAAAAAAAAAAAAAAAAAAAACACGUUCGACCGACAUGUAUUGUUGUGUAAUCUGUAAGAGCAGCGCCAGAAAUGCUGUUCGUAUACGCGUACGGGUAUACUUACCAUUAUAUGAUAUGUAUAUUGAUAUUUGUCGUCGACCGAUCGAAAGUCGACAUUAUAUAAUAUAUGUACAACACGAUUCCGUCCUCCACUGCUUUUUGUAUAUGUGUACUGGAGAACCAAGCGUCAAACAAAAGCAACAGACCCAUAAUGCUGAUGCGAUUAUCAUAUUGUAUGCGAAAAA
Messenger RNA from Copidosoma floridanum, 5273 nucleotides. RefSeq lists its product as uncharacterized. Gene Ontology annotation, molecular function: protein binding. Lineage: Eukaryota; Metazoa; Arthropoda; Insecta; Hymenoptera; Encyrtidae. The record is from RefSeq and is a predicted model, not a curated record.